AUGUUUUCUGGGGUUUUGCGAGCACAUACUACUGCAAGUAGAGUCACUAGUAAGGCUGUUUUUCAGUAUUCUUCUUUGAAUGGAGGGAAAUUCGUCGGAUGCAACUUGCAACGUGGAUUUCAUGGUUGGGGAAAUGUGCCCAUGGGUCCUCCUGAUCCAAUUUUUGGUAUUUCAGAAGCUUUCAAAAAGGACGAUUUUCCAAAGAAAAUCAACUUGGGCGUCGGUGCCUAUAGAGAUGACACGGGAAAGCCAUACAUCUUGCCCAGCGUCCAGACUGCGGAAGUUGAAUUAUUGAAACAAGACCUUGAUAAAGAAUACUUGCCUAUGACAGGAGAUGCAGGCUUUCGUACGGAAGCUACACGCAUGGCUUACGGCGACGUUUACGAUAGCAUUCGUGAUCGGUUGGUUUCAGCACAAUCUGUUAGCGGAACAGGCGCAUUAUUACUUUCUUCUCGAUUUUUGUCGAAAUAUUAUCCUUCUAAAGACAUUUAUGUAUCCAACCCUACUUGGGGAAAUCACAAAAAUGUUUUUAGCAAUGCUGGCUUAAAUAUCAAGGAAUAUCGCUAUUACAACCCAGUAACAAAAGGCCUUGAUAUUGAAGCCCCAAACGAUUCCAUUGUCCUUUUGCAUGCUUGUGCUCAUAAUCCCACUGGUGUGGAUCCCACGCAUGCUCAGUGGAACGAUAUCCUCCGUGUCGUUCGCGAGAAAGGACAUUUUGUAUUACUGGACAUGGCCUACCAAGGCUUUGCUAGCGGUGACUUUGCACGUGACACUUAUGCUACCCAAUUGUUUGCUUCAAAUAAUAUCCCGAUGUUUUUGUGUCAGUCUUUUGCCAAAAACAUGGGUCUUUAUGGUGAACGCGUAGGAUGUUUUAGUGCCUUGACUGCCUCUCCGGAGGAAGCCGCCAGAUUCGAGAGUCAACUUAAAAUCUUGGUCCGUGCCUCCUACUCCAACCCUCCAGUCCAUGGAGCCCGAAUUGCCAAUUUCAUUUUGAAGAAUAAGAACCUUCGUUCACAAUGGGCUAACGAGGUUAAAGGCAUGGCUGGCCGCAUUAUUUCCAUGCGUCAAGCCUUACGUACCAUUUUGGAAAAUGAUCUUAACAGCAAACACAGCUGGAAGCAUAUUACUGACCAAAUCGGUAUGUUCUGUUACACUGGUUUGAAUCCCGAGCAAGUCGCCACCUUGAGCAAGGACUGGCAUAUCUAUUUGACCAAGAAUGGCCGAAUUAGCAUUGCUGGUAUCAACUCUUCCAACGUUCGCUACCUUGCCGAGGCUAUUCAUUCCGUUACCUCUCAUUAA
This is a messenger RNA of Schizosaccharomyces cryophilus OY26, 1299 nucleotides long. Its product is annotated as aspartate aminotransferase. Gene Ontology annotation, molecular function: pyridoxal phosphate binding; L-aspartate:2-oxoglutarate transaminase activity. The record is from RefSeq and is a predicted model, not a curated record. The coding region runs from base 1 to 1299 and encodes 432 amino acids. NCBI's taxonomy places the organism in Eukaryota, Fungi, Ascomycota, Schizosaccharomycetes, Schizosaccharomycetales, Schizosaccharomycetaceae. Gene Ontology annotation, biological process: biosynthetic process; L-aspartate catabolic process. The transcript has 2 exons. Gene Ontology annotation, cellular component: mitochondrion.